Xylona heveae TC161 is the source of this 2218-nucleotide messenger RNA. RefSeq names its product transcription factor IIIB, Bdp1 subunit. The transcript is spliced from 2 exons. Gene Ontology annotation, cellular component: transcription factor TFIIIB complex. Bases 34 to 1941 code for a protein of 635 amino acids. Gene Ontology annotation, molecular function: TFIIIC-class transcription factor complex binding. Gene Ontology annotation, biological process: RNA polymerase III preinitiation complex assembly. The record is from RefSeq and is a predicted model, not a curated record. NCBI's taxonomy places the organism in Eukaryota, Fungi, Ascomycota, Xylonomycetes, Xylonales, Xylonaceae.
CGGACCCCAUUUCUCUCAUCCCCACGCUGGCUCAUGUCGACCUUUGGAAGUUCAGUGAUCAAUAAGUCGGGCAAGAAGCUCGCACCAAAGGCCCCAUUGGGCCGGCGCCGAGCUGGGCCUGCGACAGACUCAACGCAGGCCAUCACCAGAGCCAGCGAAGAGCGUCCACCGCCAUCGCAUAUAUCUCAGCCUGUCGCUUCCAAUCAGCGAACAACCGAUGCGCCUGCUCCCGAUUCUCAACCCAGCGAGCCCCGAGAAAAUCCUCUUCGCAGAGUCACGUCUCAGCACUCAGUUACUGAACCGCGCCCCCCAGAGAACCCCCCAUCGCCCUUUUCUACGCCGACACAUCCGGAAUCACAUCCGGAAUCACAACCACACCCUAUCGAAACGGAAACACAAAAGUCUGCUGAGAAAGUUUCGGAUGCAGAAAAAGGCAUUCCUCGAUCCGACAUUGGCCCGGCGCCACAAGUUCGGCCCGUUGACGUUGAACCGUCCUUGGAUUCGCUGAAUGUAUCAUCAACGUCGCGAAUUGGUGAAGCGUUGAACGAAUCCCUUACUACUCCGGAUGACCCAACCGCCAGUAUAACUCGUCAAGAAGUGGCUCUGGAACCAAGCCGCCCUGAUGCUCGCACCAGCGCUCAGCGGGCCAAGCCGCCUAAAAGUCAACCACCUCAGAGUCUUGAGGGCCCAACCACUGGACCUGCUCCUAAACGGCGGAAACUUAAAGAAAGUCGAGAUGAUGUGCCCAGUAUCGAGCCUCGAUCUGAUACGGAUGUGCAGCCCACUGUAGAAGCUACAAGCAGCUACCCUCAGGAGGCGAAUGUUGAAAGUAGUGUGGAUAACAGCAAGCGCAAAACUCGAGCGAGAGCACAGAAGAAGGCCAAGGUGUCUGAUGAUACUCGAAACGAGGAGUCUGAACCAACUAAUACUCGGAAAAGUCGAGAACCUAAGGGCACCCGAAGAGGCAGAAAAAGGCAGAAGACUCCUGAGAAUGCCGAGACUAUGGAAAUAGCUCCUUCGAUUGUGAAAAUGGCGGAUCUAUGUCGGGACAAUCGGCAAGGUAAAAAAUCGAAGCGAGAAACUGAGCUGCAAAAUAUGGAUUGGACUGCAGUCAUCAAGCGCCAAAAUGAGCGUCAAGCUCAACAGGAGGCCGGCGAAAUACCAGCGAAAGACGCGGUUGGUGAGAUGCUUGAGCGAGCUGGUCAAGAACAAGAACGUCAAUCACGAGGGUUGGCAGCGCCGCAAAUGCGGCUUAUCAACGGUCAGAUUGUCCUGGAUGAUCAGUCCUUGCAAAUUGACAGGCAUGCCCAUGCUGCAAGAGAUCAAGAAGCGCGGGAGGAAGUCGAAGAGAAUGAGCUGACACGACGGAUCACCGCCGGUUCAUGGAUGAAGCGAGAGAAGACGGAGCCGUGGACAGAUGACUACACCGACCUCUUUUAUCAAGGUCUCCGCAUGUUCGGGACAGACUUCAUGAUGAUUAGCAAGAUGUUCCCGAACCGGAGCCGGCGGCAGAUUAAACUCAAGUUCUGCAAAGAAGAGCGAUUAGACCCAUUGAGAAUUCACGAAGCGUUGAUGGGACCCCGGCAGCCGGUUGAUCUUGCACAUUACUCGGAGAUGACCAAUGAAGAAUACGGAGAUCCUGCAGUCUUUGAGCAGGAGCUGGCUGCUGAAGCAGAGCGCUUUGAAGCUGAGCACCUAGCCCAAAAGGCUGGAACGGAUAUAUCUGGUCUCGCCAAAGGGCCGGAUAACCCUAGUACUGGCGACGCCGGUAACGGGGAUUCUGCAAAGGAGAAUGAGGGUCAAGAAGGUUCUGGUUCUAGCGCUGCUGGAAAGAAGGCGAAGAAACCAGCUGGGAAGAACAAAAAAUCUCUUCACAGCAGAAAUGGAGUCAGCGAUGAGGUCGAGGUUCUUGGGACUGUUGACGAGCUUAUGCAAAGAUGAGCUGCAACCAUUUUUACUUAAUGUAGCGUGCUGUCGAGAUUUGCCUUUUGUGCAAUUAUUAUUCUCUUUGGGAUGGGAGGAGUUGGUUUCAGGUUCAAAGUCAUGGCGGGGCUUAUUAUUUCGAAUAGAUCGAUUUCGAAUUUGUUGUUAAAUCCUUCACGUCAAUAAGAUUUUCAAUAUAAUAGUACCUAAAUCAGAUGUUGGAAAUAUUGUAUCCAUCAGCCUGCCAUUUGCCGGCGCUGAUUUGAAACAUCAAAUUUCAAUUUCGCGGCCCUAU